AACAAAACCUUUUUGGGCAGUAGCCUGGACGUGGCGACCAUGCCAACACGACUUCUUAAUGUCUUUUGCGAGCCCAAGGCCUGUGUGUUCAAGAAUCUGGGACGGUGAGGUUUUACUGAAAUCACAGUAAGCUUUUCUCCAGAAGACGUCUCUCCCCUCUCCACCACCAACUCUGUUUUUAAAAAAGAAUUACAUUUUCAGGUGUUAAGAAAUGCUUCUGAAUUGUGGAUUUUAACCGAGGAUGUUAAAUUUUCGCAUCGGAGGCACUGAUGUCAGAUUUUGAAUAAGGUGAAAUACUGAUGAUUGGAGGAAAAAAACCCCAGGAGAACAGGCUGCUAAUGCCUCGGCCACAUCUCCCAGGCUUGUAACAUCCUGAGAUGUAGCGGAAACAGCUUCCACGGCCCCUCCCAGUAGAAAAUUAACACGAAUGACGUGUCCUGUUUCUAUGGAGACAUCUGUGAUGCCAUACACUGCUCCCAGGAUCCGAGAGGACAUGGAAUUUCAGAAGCUGGUCUCCUGCUGGCCUGUGUCAGGGGCAGGUCCACGCUGGGGGCCGUGCUCCCCUUACACCCUGCUCCAGACCGAGAUGCCCAUAGGAGCAGUCUGUCUAAGUUAUCAUUCAGGAGGCAACCCUUGGUCCUUUUGUCCCACCCUCCCGAUGUUGCCUAUCGGAACCAGCACCCCCAAGAAGCGGAGUCUGGCGCCCAACUUGAUGGAGAAGGGCCUGAUGGUCCUCCGGAGUGUGGCCAGCCGGGACUACCAGGCCCCAGAAUGGAAACUUCGCCAGAAACAGCGCUCCCUCAGCAAGUCGGCUCAGGCCAUCAGCAGCUACUACAGGAAGAUGAGCGAAUCCAGGCAAGACGCCAGUGCCGAGGACACCAACUUUGUGUCUGGAAUGGAGGAACUACGAAAGGCAUUUCUCAUGCGUCCUGGCUGCCCCCAGUUUAGCACCAGGGCCACGUCCAUGUCUCACUUUGGUUCAGCCACGACCGUCGCUCUGCCAGAGGAACUGUGUGUCAGCCCCAGGACCUGGAGGAAGAGAGAUGACUCAUUCGACAGCCAGCAGGGUUCAGAUGUGAAGGCGGACGGGCACCUGCUCCCCUUCAGCAAGAGUGCCUGCGAGUUCAAUUACUUGCGGAAGAAGAGCGAAGAGUUGAGCCCGGUCACCAGCACCUCGGUCCUAGAGCAGAGCCACCCGACAAAGCGGAUACCCUGGUACAUCUCGGUCAUCCACGAGAAGGACCGCUGCCUGUUCACGCUGGGGGAGGAAGUCCAGCGCCUCUCUGAGCUGCAGGUGCAGGUUCAGAAGAAAGACGAGGAGAUCUUGGCCCUCCAGGAGGAGCGGGAGGCCCUGAAGAGGCAGCUGAAAUACCUCCUCAAAAGCAAAGGCGAAGAGGCCUCAGGGUACCAGGGCAUGCGGGAGCGGUCCUCAGAGUCUGCACCAAAGGCGGUGGGGAGGCUGAGCAUCCUGAAAUCGUUCUUCAGAGAUGAGGAGGAGCAGCACUGCUUGAGGCAGCACCCAUCCCUCUCUCAGAUGCAAGAGGAGUAUGCCGUGAGCGACAGAGGCAAGGACCUGGAGGCAGGCGGUGUUGAGGAGGAAGAGAGCCUGGAAGGGGAGGCCGAGAGGGCAGCGGACAAGGGAGCACAGGACCGUGAGGGCGGGACGGGGUCUGCACAAGAGGAGAGAGGUCAGGAGGAGGAGGAGGAAGUGGAAUUGGAAGAGGAGAAGGAGGUGCAGGAGGAGGAGGACGCCGACGCCAACCUCGGCAGGAAGAGGACUUGGUCCCUGGACGAGGUGUUUGAGCAGGAGCUGAUGGCGCAGCUGGAGGAGUAUGAGCAGGUGAUCCAGGAGUUCCAGUUCGAGCUGGAGAUCACCAAGACCAGAUACUCCCUCGCAAUAGGGGUCAUCACAUCUUUGCAACGACAAGUGGAUUUCCAAGAAUCCCAGCUGCAAAAGAUCAACACGGAAAACGAGAUGCUGGAGAAGGAGCUGCGAGAGCGGAAGCGUCAGUUACAGGCCAUGUCAGACAAGUUCUCCAACCUCCGAGAAGACAAGAAGCACACAGAGAUGAUGGGGCUCAUUGAGAAGGACAACCGUCUUCUCCGACAGAAAGUGUCGGAGCUGGAGAGUGAACUCACCAAGCGAGAGCAGACCAUCUUGGAGUGUGACGCCAAGGUCAGCCAGCUGCAGGCCCAGGUGGACCUGAACCAGAAGCACCUGCAGAGAUGGAAGCAGCUGCAGGAGGAGAUGCAGAACAAGAAUGAGAUGGUCCAACAGGCAGAGCAGCGGGCCCUCAUGGCCCUGGAGAUCGCCCACUCCAGGCUUGAAAGACUGAGAAACAAGAUCAUCCAGGCCACCUUCAGCACCUCAGGCAUCAAGUCCUUGGCCACCGAGAUCUCUGACAAUGACAUCCUGGAAGUCCUACAGAUCAUCUCGGAGAGAACCGACUACUACAAUCAGUUGAAAAUGAAAGGGGUCAAAGUUCCUCCCCUGCAGCAGCUGGAAAUCUUAUCCUCGGUGGGCAAACCCAAGAAGCCGGCCGCCAAGUAGGCCCCGCCCCACCCCCAGGUCUGGCCGGCCGCGGAGGCAGGACCCGCUGGGGAAGCGUCCCUGCGCCCUGCGGCCCCGCCUCUGCGCGCUGAUUCCGGAGUAAACCUUGCUGUUGGC
Messenger RNA from Equus caballus (horse), 2668 nucleotides. NCBI's taxonomy places the organism in Eukaryota, Metazoa, Chordata, Mammalia, Perissodactyla, Equidae. The record is from RefSeq and is a predicted model, not a curated record.